Necator americanus (New World hookworm) is the source of this 2346-nucleotide messenger RNA. RefSeq lists its product as uncharacterized. NCBI's taxonomy places the organism in Eukaryota, Metazoa, Nematoda, Chromadorea, Rhabditida, Ancylostomatidae. Bases 1 to 2346 code for a protein of 781 amino acids. The transcript has 21 exons. The record is from RefSeq and is a predicted model, not a curated record.
AUGUCGGACGACGAAGGUCGUCUCCUAAUAGACGACAUCCAAGACGGGUCCGGAUCUAUGGAUCAUGAUUUUUCAUCAAGCGUUCUUGUUGAUGUCAAGUCUGCCCAGGGGGAUGCCGAGAACACCUCUAUAAACAAGCUGUCCACACCUUUGACAGUUCCCGUGUUUGGUCAGCCGCAAGUUACUUCGAGCGGAGAUAUGCAUUACCAUGGAGGCACCACUGGUGCUCAACGUAUGGAGAGUUCAUCGUUCCCUUUCACUGCUAGUCUUACAAAACUUCACGGUGAACAAGAGACUUCAUCGACCUUAAGCAACUCUCCACUGAAACACAAGAAAAGACUUCAACACGAAGCAAAUCCUUCAGUUUUCGCUCCUAGAAGCGACAAUCACUCUUUGGUAUCUACACCUCGCAGUUCAACGUCUACACACGAGUCUAGUGGUGUCCAGGGUGAUCAUUCAGCUAACGGAAAGCGCCAAAAGAAGUACAAAGCUAACGGAAUGACAAAAGGUCGAGGUGACGGACUACCACCUCGGAAGAGAAAAGACAGUUCAUUCGACGAGCAAAAUCUUCCCGAAUCUGACUCCGACGAAACAGUGACCAAGAAACCAAAACCGCAGUCUCGCGAUCGUGGUACGUGUGUUCAUUCUCGAGCGGUGCAGAGCGACAGUGAUGCUUCUUUCUUCGACUUAGAAAUCGGAUCUACUCGACUUGUGGAGAUGACGGUUGUGUGCAAGAUGGAAAAUAACGAGCUGUAUGUCACGGUGAAAUGGAAGGACCAGGAGAUGAGUGGUGUUCUAACUGAUGGUCGUUCUCCUGCAUACAAUCCUUACAUGAAAAAGAGGCAGGCCAUAAUCAACAGCAGCUCCACCAGCUCCAGCAACAGUGCUUCCGGUGACGCAAACGAACGCGCCUCUAACAGUGGUGCAAGUACGCCAUCGAAAUCGCGACAGCAACCAGCAACUCCUCGUGACGCCAAGAAAAGAUCGCUGCCAUCUGAUGCAAAGAGAAAGCUCUCUUGCUCCACAACUCGUCCUGGUAGCUCGGCGGAACCCCAGGAUGACGAUGAAGAGUUAGAUGUGGAAUCUACCGUUGGUGGAUCCUCUUCCAACAUGGACGCUUUCAAACUGUUUGAGGUUCCUGGACGGAAGUCAAUGCACGUUUGCCCGUUUGAAGGCUGUCAGUAUCGAUAUGCACGAGGCGAAGAGAUGGAGUACCACAAAGCUACUGCUCAUGCGAAGAGAGCGGUUAUGUAUGAAGCCAUAUGUUGUCAAACUGACAUAUCUGCGUUCCGUAGGCGAUCUGUGCAAACAGAUGUGGAAGGGCUCGUCCCUGAAGUGCCUCCGUGUCCAUCAACAGCGGAGGGAUCUGUGAAGCAGGAAAAACCUGCUUCGACAUCAUCCGGAACGGAGACAAAGGUUGAAGAUCCGCAACCUUCCAAGUCUCCAGCAGGUUACUCAGACAUUUCUGAUGAUGGAGUGGCCCCCCAGCUGCAGAAAGAAGAACCUACUAACGACGUUCGUGCUCCUCUUCUGAUUUCCACUGCUCUUCCUACGAGCUCGGCCUCUGGCCCCGCAAAUAUUCUCACAUCACCAGAAUUCGCUUCAAGUCCUAGAGAGCGAGAACCAGUACCAGAGUCACUGCCGUCCACCCCACAACAACCUAAAGUUUCACGCCCGUCGUCAAUGCCGGUAGCGCCAGCGACUCCCACCGCACUUCAGUCGUCCUUCCAACCCGUGUCAGCUGAACGCAAUCGAGGUACUGUGAAUGGUACUGGAGUAAGUCCUGUAGUGAAUUCAGUUGGCACGCCAACGUCUGUGUCGGCAAUAUCGGCAACUGCUCGCUUACCAGUAACUCCUGCACCCACUGGAAUGUACAUGUCUUCAUUCGCCCAUCAAAUGAUGUCACCCUUCACCCCUACUCAACUUGGUGCAACUCCAACUGCAAAUCCUGCGCCGUCACCUCAACAGCAACCGCUAAACAAACUUCCACAGUCUCAUAUGAAACCCUCUGAUGACGUUACGCCUUCGAGCGGAGUGUUAUCUGCUGGGAAAACGAUGCAGUCCCCCGCUGCGCAGAACAUGCAACGCCAAUUCGGACUGCAAAUGAUGCAAUCAGGAACGGGUCAACACCAGGCUGCUAUGAUGCAGGCAGCUGCUGCGCAAGCUCAGAUGGCACAGAUGCACCACCUCUAUAUGCAGCAAAUGGCCGCGGGUGCACGAGGCGCUCAAUUUCCAAUGGCUGGUACGUCAGCAGGCGCUCACGAAAUGGCGCAGUUAGUUGCACUACAAGCUCUGCAACAACAACAGCAACAAAGUCAUUUUGCAAACAUGUUCCAACAAAAAUGA